Messenger RNA from Epinephelus lanceolatus (giant grouper), 2498 nucleotides. The record is from RefSeq and is a predicted model, not a curated record. Lineage: Eukaryota; Metazoa; Chordata; Actinopteri; Perciformes; Serranidae.
AAUGACGUCACGCGGAUAACAUUUAACAUACAGUUUCGAAACCGAAACAGCGGAUAACUUGAGAAACAACUCUUCAGUAUUCGUGUGACGGCUGGAUUCAAACAUCUUCCAUCUUACCUACACACGAGAGCACCGGGGAGAGUGGACGACCCACGGUUUCAGCUGUCCUGCUCGUAUUUGUUGACCGCUCAGCUAGCCGGGCUGCUAAGUGUAGCUAGCGUUAAGUAGAUAGCUGGGAGCUAGCUUGCGAGUUAGCAAGAGAAACUCAACAACACUUCAUCUCUAAAACAGAGUGCUCAGCGUCUGUCAGUAUGGAGAAUAAAUAUAACCUCAAGAGUCCAGCGGUAAAGAGGCUGAUGAAAGAGGCUGCUGAACUGAGGGACCCCACAGAGCACUACCACGCCCAGCCACUGGAAGCAGUGAUUGACAGGAAGAAUAGGUGACAGAUGAGAGAGAGACCCCAGUAGUGUUAGCAACAGAUGAGAGAGACCUAUGUGCGCCUUGCAACUUCAGCGACAGGUAAGGUAGAGACCAACAGCCUCAUCAGGUGAAGCAGAAUCCAGGAUCCCGACCCCAAACAGCUUCAAAAUCAGGUGAGGGAGAGCCUGGUGUGCCUCCAACAGCUUAACAGUGGUUGUGACAUUUAUGGUAUGUAAUGUUAAAAAGCUCUGAUAGUUAAAAUAAUUUGUGUGGUCUGUUAAAUUUAAGUGGUCUGUUAAAUUUAGUUAUGUGUUUAAAAUGAUAUCCUCACUACAAAAGAUGUUAGAAUUCACCUGCUCUCUGCUGCAGUGACCCACUCAGGGUUAGGGGGGAGGGUAAAGUUCAAUUGUAGAUAUUCAUAAUUUAAGAUUAUAGUGAAUUGUUCAAAGAAAUAGAAUUUUACUUUCUGUAUUGGUUGGAUACUGCCCAACUGGAAUAACUGCUCACCAUUCUCACAACAUGCAGCUGCAGGCUGUGUGGCUCCACUGGACUCGUCACUGUCAGUGUUUUCACCUCAGACAGGCAUUUGAAGUCACAGGUUUGGUGUCUCCUGUUGAACAUGUUAGUUUUAUGUGACAUUUUUCUCUUUUUGCAGGAUAACCUCUUUGAAUGGCACUUCUCCGUACGCGGGCCACCAGAUUCUGAUUUCGACGGUGGGGUUUACCACGGCAGGAUCGUGCUUCCCCCAGAGUAUCCGAUGAAGCCCCCCAGCAUCAUCCUCCUCACACCGAAUGGAAGAUUUGAAGUUGGGAAGAAAAUUUGCCUGAGCAUCUCUGGCCACCAUCCAGAGACCUGGCAGCCCUCUUGGAGCAUCCGAACCGCUCUAAUAGCCAUAAUCGGAUUCAUGCCAACAAAAGGAGAGGGAGCAAUAGGAUCUCUUGAUUAUACUCCAGAAGAGAGGAGGGCUCUUGCCAAAAAGUCUCAGGACUUCUGCUGUGAAGCGUGUGGCUGCUCCAUGCGCUCUGCCCUCCAGGCUCUUACCCCAAACAGCAAUCCCAGUGCAGAGGACUACAAGGCUAAAGAGCUGGCCCAGCAAAUCAACUUCAAGGCAGAGUCCAGUUUAUCCAGACAGGCAAGUGAGAGCGGAGGUGCAGAAAGCGAGCCUUCCACGCUCACCGAGGGAGACACCUCCACGUCUGCCAGCCAGGAAGCUUCUGAGGCGCCCCAGGCGGAGCAGGCUGAGGCAUCUCCAGCCACAGGGAUAGAGGGACCCCAACCCGCUGUGACCCCAAGCACUGGUCGCCCACUCAGCCCCCGGCAGCGUCGCGCCCAGCAGCACAGCCAGCAGGGCCAGAGAGACGGCAGAGAUCCAGCCAGCAGGCCAGCCUUCGCCCCGGCUCCUCGCCAGCCUCUGGAUGAAAGCCACGCAGGCUCGGCAGUCCUCAUUGUGGUGCUCACUCUGGCCCUGGCGGCGCUCAUCUUCCGCAGGAUCUACCUGGCUAAUGAGUACAAGUUUGACUAUGAGCUGUGACCACACACUUGGCUGCCCCCACUCCUUUCUCACCCUCAAGUCAACCCCUCCUGCUACCACCCUAACAGAACUAUGGCCAGCUGACGUGGAGCCAGAACCUAUGGCUGAUACUGACUUUCUGCCCUCCCUGCUCAUCAGCAGAGGGCUCGGUCUCCGCUGAGGGGGAACUUUCAUUCCUGCAGAGGAGGAGCUCCACUUACCACAACACCCCCAGGGUGUCUUUUAAUCAAUGUGAAUUUUACUCUCGAGAGUGUCAUGCAUUUUUAAAAACGGGAAGCUUUGUUGUGUAGCCACACACACCACAUGUACCCCUCCAUAUAAUUAUUCUAUCCUAGGGCUGCAGCUUGUUCCCUUUAUUUAAUUAAAACUGUAUUAUGAUAUGUUAAAAAGGUUUUGGUGGAUUUUUGUCUCAAAGUAAUGAAUUAAUCAUCAAUCAAUCCAUCAGUUUUAUUUGUCACAUGUAGUCAUAUAAGGUACAAGUCCAGUGAAAUGUAAUCCCACCAGUUCCUUCAGUUGUGCAUUAAAAAGAUUUUACAUAGAGUAGGAA